GUUCGGGGCAGGAAGGAGGGAGGGAGGGAAGAUGGUGGUGGCGGGCGGGCGGCUCCUGGCGGCCGUCGCGCUUCACGCGGGCCGGGCCGGGUCUUUCCGCAGCCCCGCCGGGCUGGUCGUGCCCCGCCGCGGCGCUACCGUCACCCGCAGCGGUGCCAUUCUGCCCAAGCCGGUUAAGACGCCGUUCGGCCUCCUGCGGGUGUUCAGCGUGGUGAUCCCUUUCCUCUAUGUCGGGACGCAGAUCAGUAAGAACUUUGCAGCCCUGCUUGAAGAACAUGAUAUCUUUGUCCCAGAGGAUGAUGAUGACGAUGAUUAAAUGAACUGUAGUGGAAGAACUGAAGGCAGAAAACCAUUGACAAAGCAGUGGUUCCAAUAUUUGUCAUCUGUGUUUUGUACUUCCUGAAUGGGACAGGGGGUAUCUGUAUCCCCUUUGCCAGUGAUGUCCUGCGCACAUCUCACGACAGAAAUCUGUCAAUCAGGGUUGAAGGAAGUGUUUGAUCAGCCCUGCAUCCUUGCACACGCACGCUCACCUCAUCAAAGACUGCUUGGGAUCCCUUUUAUGAGCAAUAUGGGGAACACUUAAUUAAAGAUCAAGAGAUUGAGAUGCAUGACUUUGGUCUUGUUUUUUAUAGAUUAUGGGCCUGUGACCCAGCAUUUUCUAUUAACCUCUCUACCUUGGUAUGUCUGUGCUGGAAAGGAGGCUCUUUUCACAUUUAUGUCCUUUUAUGAGUCCUUUCUGUAAUUCAAUACUCAUCUACACCACAUGACAGGAAUCAUAGAUGAAGGAGCAGCCUCACAACACAGCCCUGUCAAAUAGAGCGCAUAUUGACAUUGGCACUGCAAUUCAAAUAACGCUGAUUUACAGCCUGGCACUA
Molecule: messenger RNA, 875 nt
Organism: Cuculus canorus (common cuckoo)
Lineage: Eukaryota; Metazoa; Chordata; Aves; Cuculiformes; Cuculidae
Gene: SMDT1
Product: single-pass membrane protein with aspartate rich tail 1
Exons: 3
Coding region: 32-316 (94 amino acids)
Biological process (GO): calcium import into the mitochondrion; mitochondrial calcium ion homeostasis
Cellular component (GO): uniplex complex; mitochondrial inner membrane
Source: RefSeq, a predicted model, not a curated record